CUUUAGUCUUCAACUGAUCGCUCGCGCCGAUGAUUUAAUUUUUAAGUUAAACGCAGGCCAGUGUAGCAGCCAACAGCGUUACUCACAUCCAUACAUACGUGCGAAUAUACAUGCCUACAUAAUACGGCGUACAUCGAUAAAUAGAUAUACCCCGCAGAUAUAGUGUCUCGAUCGACAGCAACGAACCCAUGAAAACCUAAACGGAAACGGAAGCAACGCCAACUGCAUAUAGGUUUAUAGAUGUAUCUACACAGUGCCGCGAUACAGUCAUCACUCGCAGCGCUGUCAUAUACUAUAAAUAUAGAUGCGGCGGCACAUGUGAGCAAUUUUUGGCAAUUGCCAAAGAAUACGGCGCACAAGUUGGGGGAAAACAAACAGCGCGUGCAGGCUAAACAUGAAAUAAAUAUAUGAAAAUAUAAAUAACAAUUAAUAAUCCCCCACUUUGGCGUUGUAUGGGUGUAGUGACCGAUAAUAUGUAUGUUUAAAAGUGUGAGUAACCCGAAGAAUAACUAUAAUUUUAGCGAGCGAUCUGCAUUAAAAGAGAGAAAAAUCACACAAAAAGAAAAACGAACGAAAAUAAUAACGCGAACAAAAACAAAACGGAAUUGUAAUAAUUGACGAGCAUAUAACGAGCCGAGAACAAGCAGCACAAAGCGACAAACCAAAAAUAGAUGAUACCAACGCAGCCACAACAAGAACAACAAUAAGCACUACAAUCAAUUGUGAUCGCGGUGCGUGUGUGUGCGUUUUGUAUCUGUGUCUUUGCAUUUGCCGCUGUAUCUGUAUCUGGAAGAGCGCAAUCCAUAACCAUCUAGUGUUCCAACAUAUUCGGAAUAUUGGGGCGUGGAUGUCCGCUUUGAAAUAUUAAUUAUAUUUGACACUGCUUACGGCUUGACUUGGCGCAUGCCAAGCAUGAUUAAACGAGACACGAAAGAGCGUAUCUACGAAGUAGAUAAAUAUCUUUAUACGAACAACUAAGCUGCAGCACCAACCAACAAUCGAAUCGACGAAUAGCGACGCACAAACAAACCCAUCUAUAUACUUUAUAGAGAGAGAUAAACAAAAGCUCAAGCAGCAGCAGCAACAACGAAACAAAUUUGGAUGAAAAAUUUUUGCACUAAAAGACCCAGCAAUCUGAAUCUGCAAAAAGGGAACAUAGCCCUCACAUCGUAUUAAGAAGAGAACUCAACUCGACAAAGGAGUAAGAAAAAGGAAGAAAGGAAAUCAACUAUUGUGAUAUGUACAAAUUUACUCAAAUACUGAAGCCACAUAUUUAGACGUUUAUUCCACGGAAUCCCAGUUAUAAAACGAUUAACCGGAGGAUAAUCUACCAAAGAUUAGGCUUUCACCUUCAAUUAAGUUUAUCUAUAUAAAGCAGAAGUAGUACUCGAAAAUCAAAAAAAUGGCCGAGAAAGUUGAACUGGCCCAGGCCGGCCUAAACGGUCAACAGAAUGAUCCCCGAAAGGUGCGAAAGUCACCUGAGUUUCAGCCCGGCGUUAUCUCCCGGGAACGCAGCUUUGUGCGCAGCUCAAAUCAACAGAAUAUCAACAAACGACGAAGUCUGGCAUUCAACGUGCCUGGCAAUCAGACCGGACAGAUGAGAGGCAAACCAGCCAUGGAUAUAUACAGGCCUCCAAAUGUGCGCGGAGAGCUGGCUGCUCCAGCCAGCAGUGGUGAUGGUUCAAUUGGUGUUACCGGUGGUGUCGCCAACAAGCUGAACGUCAAUGCCCAGGAGUUUACAAUGACAAGCAGCUCCGGGGCACCUGCCGAGGCAGUCAGCAAUCGUUCGUCGUUAAUCUUCCCACCCACAAAUGGACCCGGAGUGGCUCCGGUUUUGGGUCAGUAUGGAAACGUGAAUCGCCGCCAGGCCGGACUCUCCCUUGGGAACAUGUCGGGCUUGAAGGCCAACCACCAUCUAUCAACCAGCUCUAUCUUGGUGACGCAUCCAAUCAGUGCCAGCCCCCUUGGCGGUCAGUUGCCGCUCAUGAACUCGCCCUCCAGUGGAAAUAUAUUGCAUACAACGAAUCGUGUCAAGUUUGCUCCUGAGCCCAGAGGUCACAAGGUGGCUACUCAAAACCAGUUUGGACAGCUAAAUAAUAACUACGUUCAGCCUUAUCAGGCAAAUCUUAAUGGAAUCGAUCCAUACAUAAAUGGGAAUUCAUUGCAACGCUCGAAGUCCUUAUCGUCAGCAGACGCAUUAACUAGAGGAAUGGCGGGAUUAGGUUUGGGGUUGGGAAACGAAGUUGCCGACAUUGGCCAGUUCACGCCAGAGAUUCAAGCUCUUAUUGACACGGCUCUGGAGGAUCCAAAUAAACUUAACUCUCGCUGUCUAAUGGAACUAACAUCGCAAUUUAUCAAGCGUGCGGUGGAGAGCCGGCGGUUUGCAUUACCAAUCUCUCGCCUGUGCUUAAACAUCAUCGCCCGGGAGCAGAAGGAGACAUUUUUGGAGGCCCUUCUCAACACAUGCCGUCAGUGGUAUCAGGAACGCGAAAAACUGCUGUUUGCCAUCCAGGGCAUGAAGUCGCCAUCCCGUGUUAGAUUCACCGCAUUCAUGGCCUUCCUCACGGAGAUGUUUUGUCAGCUGAAGCGCCGACAGCUCCAACUGCGAACCCACCACGAGGGGACUUCCCCUCCGCUGGUGCUACUAAGUUUGUUGUCCAAAUGUUGCGAGGAUUGCGUGCGUCCACCUAUAAGAUCUCUUUCAGAGAUCGAAUGUCUCUUCUAUGUGCUGACAUGCAUUGGCCAGGAUAUGGAGCAGCAGCUGCCACAGCAAUUGGAGUUACUAAUGGGUCUCGUUCGCGAUGCCUUUCUGAAUGCAGGCGAAUCAGCAGCAUCCAUUCGACGCACUCUCCUUCAGCUCAUCGAGCUGAAGGCAUCCCACUGGCAGCUUCCAGGCAACACGGUUCUUUACUACACACACACUAACAACUAGAACUUGAAAAUGGGAAACAACUUGAACUAGAUCUGAACCUAGUACCAAGGCGGGGAUUCGGGCACUGUGCAAUCUAAAAGACACCAUCAGCUAUAUUUUCUGUUGUCGCAUUGCAUUUAGGGCCUGGAAAACUUCUGUUCUAUUUAUCUUAUCGUACUCUUACCUAGGAAUAAGCAAUAUUUAUUUCGGCACCAGCAAUAGAGAGAAACUAACCCGAGACUUGCUCACUACACACCAAGCCCAGUACCAAAUGAGAUCUGCCGAUUUGACUCGGUAUCUUCGGACUCUUCUAUAUUCUAAGGCUCAACUUUUAUGUGAAUCCAUAUAUUUAUGUGUAAUAAAUCACAGCUAGUCAAAAAGUCUA
Molecule: messenger RNA, 3296 nt
Organism: Drosophila eugracilis
Lineage: Eukaryota; Metazoa; Arthropoda; Insecta; Diptera; Drosophilidae
Exons: 10
Coding region: 1403-2932 (509 amino acids)
Biological process (GO): regulation of translational initiation
Cellular component (GO): cytosol
Molecular function (GO): RNA binding; translation activator activity; protein binding
Source: RefSeq, a predicted model, not a curated record